GCCGCGCCCCGGGGCCCGCAGCCAAUCGGCGCUCCCGAGGGCUGCGCGCGCCGCCCGCGGCCGCCAUCUUGUGGGAGGGCAGAGGCGAAGGGCAGAGCGCGGUGGGGACGGCGGCGGCGGCCCAGGACAAGCAGCCAUGGCUGGCCAUGACUCGGGAUCUCAACACCAGUUCACUGGAUUUCAGAAGUACUUCAAUUCCUAUACCCUGAUAGGCAGGAGGAAUUAUGUAAUAGCAACGUACACAAGUGUUGCACUCCUUAUCUUGUAUUUCAAGUUUAGGCCUAAGAAGCAAGCUCCUGCUGUGACAGAUAAGUGUGACUGAUGUUCCAAGUGACAGGUUCCUGGCAUGUCUGAACCCCUAAUCUGUGUCAGUGUAAUGCAGACUGAUGACCUGUUGUGGCUAAUAAAAUAUCAAUAAUUACUUGUUUUAUUUGAAGUAUGAAAUGGUCCAAAAAAGCCAGAGUGUGGUACUUCUCAUUUUUCCUCCUUUGUCAAAUAUAGUUGCUUGUAGCAGA
Messenger RNA from Zonotrichia leucophrys gambelii, 515 nucleotides. It is a transcript of the gene ATP5MK, whose product is annotated as ATP synthase membrane subunit k. NCBI's taxonomy places the organism in Eukaryota, Metazoa, Chordata, Aves, Passeriformes, Passerellidae. Bases 137 to 322 code for a protein of 61 amino acids. The transcript has 4 exons. The record is from RefSeq and is a predicted model, not a curated record.